Molecule: messenger RNA, 783 nt
Organism: Cryptococcus wingfieldii CBS 7118
Lineage: Eukaryota; Fungi; Basidiomycota; Tremellomycetes; Tremellales; Cryptococcaceae
Exons: 3
Coding region: 1-783 (260 amino acids)
Biological process (GO): proteasome-mediated ubiquitin-dependent protein catabolic process
Cellular component (GO): cytoplasm; nucleus
Molecular function (GO): protein binding
Source: RefSeq, a predicted model, not a curated record
AUGGCUCAUCACCGCUCCCUUAACCAGAGCAUGUUCAGCGAUCUAGUGGAAGGCGCCCAAGUCGACAAACAUGAUCUGAACGCUCUCGUGUUGGACUAUCUCUUGAUAGAAGGCUUCUCUGACGCAGCAGUCGAGUUUGCCCGCGAGACGGGUCUGCCUGUCGAUGUCGAUCAUGACCUUGUCAAUGAACGGCUUCGUAUACGGCAAGCCGUGGAAGACGGGCGGGUACAGGAAGCUGUGCUGCGUACCAACGAGCUAGAUCCAGAGAUUCUAGACAACAAUGCGCCUCUUCUUUUCCACCUUCAGCUUUUACGUUUGGUCGAGCUCAUACGGUUUGACAAUCUCGAUGCCGCCCUCGAGUUUGCCACGCACGAGCUCGCCCCCCGCGGUGCCCAAAACCCCGAGUUUCUCUCCGACCUCGAGCGUGCUAUGGCCCUCCUCGCUUUCCCCGACCUCGCUCGAUACGCCGACGACUCGUCCCCCUCUGACAAGAAGCCCGCUCUAGCCCCAGACACUGCCACCCUAUUCGAAGAAGCAGCCUUUGACCCCAUCAAGGGUCUGAUGAAGAAGGCGCACAGAGUCCACGUCGCCCGAGAGCUCAACAUGGCCAUCUUGGAGAAUCAGGGGUAUGGGACGGAUACCAAGUUGAGUGGGCUUAUUAGGCUUAUGGCAUGGGGCGAGCAAAAACUGGUGGAAAGUUCGGGUGUGCCUAUACCUGAGGCUGAGCAGCAUAAGGGUCGGGCGUGGGCUGAUGCGGUGUUGGGUGAUGGCUUGGAGUGUUGA